UCACAACAAAAACACGCAUUCCGCGGGCCGGACAGUCGAAUUUUAUUAAAAACCGAAUAAUUUUCAGUUAUAAACAGCUUAAAAAUAUCUAAAAAUUGCUUUUUAGUAUUUAAUAGGUCAUUAAAUUAUCCUUGAAGCUUCCAGAACAAUGGCGGAGGAAGAUGAAAUCAAAGAAUACCGCUGGGAAACCGGCUACGAGAAAACAUGGGAAGCAAUCAAGGAGGACGACGAUGGCUUGGUGGAGGGUUCGGUGGCCGACAUAAUCCAAAAGGCCAAACGAAAACGCCAGGCCAUGAAGAAAGGCUUCAGCAAACUGGGGAUGAUGCGUCAUUUGUAUGUGCUGUUGGAUUGCUCCGAGGCGAUGACCGUUCCGGAUUUGAAGCCAACCCGGUUUUUGUGCACGCUGAAGCUGCUGGAAAUUUUCAUCGAGGAAUUCUUUGACCAGAACCCCAUCUCGCAGCUGGGCGUGAUCGCCAUGAAGGCCAAGCGGGCGGAGAAAAUUUCCGAGCUGGGGGGAAGCUGCCGGAAGCACGUGAAGGCCGUGGCCGGUUUGAACAAGCUCAAUUUGACGGGGGAACCGUCGCUGCAGAAUGGGUUGGACCUGGCACUGAAGACGUUGAAAAUGGUUCCGGCCCAUGCCAGUCGAGAAGUGCUGGUAGUGAUGGGCAGCUUGACCACCUGCGAUCCGACCGAUAUUCACAUCACGAUUGAGGCGCUCAAAGCCGAGGGGAUUCGCUGCUCGGUGGUCAGCCUGUCGGCGGAGAUUCGGGUGUGCAAGUUUUUGUGCACCGAAACGGGCGGAGUGUACGGGGCAGUGCUGGAUGAUGCCCAUUUUAAGGAUCAACUGUUGCAGCAUAUCGAUCCACCGCAGGCCGGCAGUCAGCAGGAGUUUUCGUUGAUCAAAAUGGGAUUCCCGCAUGGGAAAACGGAAGAAGGUAAAGAUCCGCCGCUGACGAUGUGCAUGUGCCACAUCGACAGCACAGACGAACCGUCCAAGUUGACAUCCGGUGGAUACCACUGCCCCCAGUGCUACAGCAAAUACUGCGAUCUGCCGGUGGAAUGCGCAUCGUGUGGUCUAACCUUAGCAUCUGCGCCGCAUUUGGCCCGGUCCUAUCAUCACCUGUUUCCGGUGCCACACUUCCAGGAGAUGCCUUUCGAGAAUCAGGCUAGCAUUUGCUAUGGCUGUCAGAAACCGUUUGCCGACAGUACGGACAAAACGGUGUACCAGUGCGGAACCUGCCAGCAGGUGUUCUGUAUAGAUUGUGACAUUUUCAUACACGAAACGAUGCACUCGUGUGUGGGCUGUACGACGAUACCGGCCUCGGUGCAGGCUUUACACGCACGGAAACCCGUUGCUCCGCCGAUUCCGUAAAACGUGAGAUGUGCAUUGUGAUUGUCAAAAUAUAGGUUGUAAACCUAA
Molecule: messenger RNA, 1420 nt
Organism: Aedes albopictus (Asian tiger mosquito)
Lineage: Eukaryota; Metazoa; Arthropoda; Insecta; Diptera; Culicidae
Gene: Ssl1
Product: general transcription factor IIH subunit 2
Exons: 3
Coding region: 149-1372 (407 amino acids)
Biological process (GO): regulation of transcription by RNA polymerase II; DNA-templated transcription; nucleotide-excision repair
Cellular component (GO): transcription factor TFIIH core complex; transcription factor TFIIH holo complex
Molecular function (GO): zinc ion binding
Source: RefSeq, a predicted model, not a curated record